Messenger RNA from Cajanus cajan (pigeon pea), 1264 nucleotides. RefSeq names its product DUF1365 family protein. Lineage: Eukaryota; Viridiplantae; Streptophyta; Magnoliopsida; Fabales; Fabaceae. The record is from RefSeq and is a predicted model, not a curated record.
AAAGUAGAAACUUGAGAAUCAGAGGGAAUUUUAAAAAAAAUAAAUAAUGGAAUUAUUUUAUCUUGUUUGCUCAAUCGUCUCCACUUCCUUCACCUCUCUUCUUCUCUCCCUUAUCCUUCCCUUUCACGCUCUACUGCCACGGCGGGGAUCCUCACGCGCCGCCUCUUCCGUCUCCAAUGACGAAGCUGAACCCAUAUCUCUCUACGAAGGCACCGUGUGGCACCAACGUCGCCACCCCGUCAACCAUUCCUUCCAUUACCGGGUUCGCUACGCGCUCAUUGACCUCGACCGUGCACCUCACGCGCCUCGGGACCAUCUCUCUCCCCAUGAAGCUCGCCAAAUUACCCAUACCAAUGGACCCAUUUUGCUCUUGACAAUCCCUCCUAGUGUGGGUUAUGAACAGAAUCCUUUGAGUGUGUAUUAUUGCUAUUCUGUUGAAGGUUCUACUAGACGAUUGAUGAAGUGCAUUGCUGAGGUAACAAAUACACCAUGGGGUGAAAGAGUAUCUUUUGUGUUCAAUCCACACUCUGAUCUAGUAGCCAAGGCUUUGCAUGUCAGUCCUUUUAUGGAUAUGCACGGGAGUUGGAAUAUCAAAGCAAAUGAUCCUGGAGAGAAUCUUACAAUAUCAAUUUCAGUUCAUCAUCCUGAUCAUGGAAACUAUUUUACUGCCAGUUUGAAAGCUAAAAGGCUGUGCUCAUCCACCGAGUCAGAUCAUGCAGUUUUCUUUUGGUUGAUGCCUCAUAAAGUUGCAGUAUGGAUAUAUUGGCAUGCUGUAAAACUCUGGUGGAAAAAUGUACGAUUUGUCCAACACCCUAAAUAUAGCGAUCCAACAUACAGGGAGGAAGCUUUGAUACGGGAUAAUAAACUGCAGUGUUGUGGAUUGAGUGAUGAUAAUAGACAUCUGCAACAAAGAGGAAGUGACCAGGGUUGUUUAGCUGAAGUAAGUUCCGAAAACCGGUGGUUUAGAUGGAGAGAUGCUAAGUGGCCAUGGUCAUAGAAAAUGAGAAAGUUGGGUUUUCGGUUUGAAAAUUGCGAAGCAAUGUUGGUGGUCAGAGGAUUGCUGGAAGUUUUUAUGGAUGAACCAACAACAACGAAAGCUAUCGUCGUUCAUAGUGAUAUAUCAAGAACCUGCUCUAAAAUCAUUUUUACCGUUAGUAAUUCUGUCAUGGACCUUGAGGAAGAAGAUGUUGGCUUGUUCUGUUUACAAAAUUUAAUUCAAUUAAGUUGCAUUAAAUAGGCUUGGCUAAAAGUUUACUCCUAUAUA